UGCUGGAUUCCCCAGAUUCAAAACUUUGCUUGCGCUUGCGGUUAGGUAAAACAGUCGCGUGGCUUCGCCGCGUAACAUUUUGACGUUUACGCGUACAAUGUGAUGGAACUCGCAGCAAAUUAUGAACGCUACGCGGUUUCCUGAGAUAUACGGUCGCCGAAGAGGUUAUACGCGCAUGUAGAUUCGCGAAUGUAACAAGCGGCACUAUUUGAUCCCGCAUGAGAGAUUGACGGAACGGAGAUGGAACUCGGCGAGUUGGAGCAAUCCGUGGAGAAUCUGGGCGCAGUGAUUAACGACUUCCCAAUCGGCGCGGUCUCGCUGGACGACUUCAAGCCCGUCAACGAGAAGAUCCAGGCGACCAGGGAGUCCUUGAUGCACUUGAACGCCAGGUUAUUACUGCUUAGAGCAAAGUACAAACAGUACACCGAGCGCACCGAUGAUGGUUCAAGGCGGAACGAGGAGGAUCUUUCAGGCGUAUUGCAGGACGUUAUAAGCGACACGCUCAUCAACUCGAAGGCCAUUAAAUUAUGUCUUCAUAGUACUACUAUCCUUUCUAUCCUCAGCAAAAAGGAGGGUACUGAGGAAGAUCAGAAGAAAAUCUACGCUUAUAUGCGCAAGCUGUUUACUCUUAAUGACAGUAUUAUGGCUGUUCAGAACUCCAUUGAGGCGGCAUCUCAAGAACAAUUGGAUCUGAAGGUGGAGUGUCAAAAGGCACUGCUCGACCACAAAAAUUUUCUGAAGGAACAGGAACGAAUACAAGGCGAGAGAUUGCAGGAGACGAAUCCUGAGAUAGUAAAAAAUAAAAACAGGAUGGAGAAGAGCUUACGGAAGAUAAAUGUAACGAAAAAACUCAUUAGAAGUUUCAUAGCAGCGUCCGGUUACAUGUUGACGAAGGAGCCGCUGUUAGAAAUGUUAGAGGCUAAUAGAGAAUUAUUAAAUGUCGAAAUGAUAGCAAAAAUGUCCCAAAGUAGCGAAAACGUAUUAGCAUCUACAAUAGAGCGAAAGAGAAAGACAGAGAACUCAUAGCAAAACGGAAAUCUCAAAGAGAAAGUACGCAGGAAUUCAUUAAGAAUUUUUUUCUCUUACUUGCUAAGCGCAAUAGACACAACACAUAUUUACAAGAAUAAGCUUCCACGCAAAUUUCAAUGUCUUUCUUAUUUCUUUCCUUUCUUUUUUAAGUUCCUCUGUUAAAACGUCCUCCUGGACUGUCUUGUACGAGUUAAUUCUUAAAUAAAGCAUAAUCAGUAUUG
Molecule: messenger RNA, 1250 nt
Organism: Ooceraea biroi (clonal raider ant)
Lineage: Eukaryota; Metazoa; Arthropoda; Insecta; Hymenoptera; Formicidae
Source: RefSeq, a predicted model, not a curated record